This is a messenger RNA of Colletotrichum spaethianum, 1620 nucleotides long. RefSeq names its product putative oxidoreductase YjmC. Bases 1 to 1620 code for a protein of 539 amino acids. The record is from RefSeq and is a predicted model, not a curated record. Lineage: Eukaryota; Fungi; Ascomycota; Sordariomycetes; Glomerellales; Glomerellaceae. The transcript has a single exon. Gene Ontology annotation, molecular function: nucleotide binding.
AUGUCGUCCGUCAAGAAGUCGGGUUCGCCCGUUGCGGUCUCUCAUGAUCAGCAUUCAACUCCAGUGCCACCGGAGAAACCUGCCAUGUCCGCCUCACCACCUCGCAUACUGAUCAUUGGAGCUGGUUCUCGCGGCCAGGCCUACGCUCGCGCGACCGAGACCUCCAGCAACGGUGUCGUGGUCGCUGUAGCUGAACCCAUUGCCUACAAGCGACAGACAUUCGGCCGAACCUACAUCUGGGGCUUGGACACUCCGCAGGAAGGACAGCAGUUCGCCGACUGGACCGAGUUUCUCGCAUACGAGACUCGCCGUCGCGAGAGAGAGGCUGCUGGUGAAGAUGUGCCCCCUGGCGUCGAUGCCGCCUUCAUAUGUGUUCUUGACGAAAUGCACCGCGAUGUUGUCGUUAGCCUUGCACCUCUGGGUCUGCACGUUAUGUGUGAGAAACCCCUGGCGACAUCCCUCGCCGAUUGUCUCGACAUGUUUGACGCCCUCAAGCCGCCUGCCGGCCAAGAGCCUAGGAACGUCUUCUCGAUUGGUCAUGUUCUCCGUUAUAGUCCACACAAUAUGCUCCUUCGCAAACUUCUUCUCGAGGAUCGUGUCAUUGGCGACAUUAUCAACAUUGUGCACACUGAGCCAGUAGGAUGGUGGCACUUUACACACUCGUACGUGCGCGGCAACUGGCGAAACGAAAAGACGACAGCACCAAGUCUUCUGACCAAGAGCUGCCACGACAUUGAUCUGCUUCUCUGGCUUCUCAGUGCUCCCGUCAGAGCCGGACAGGGUAGUCCCCAUCUUCCAUCCACUGUUUCGUCGACCGGUUCUCUGCAACUGUUCAGGAAAGGCCGCAAGCCCGCCGCGGCAGGCAACGCAACGAACUGUUUGACCUGUCCGCUGGGCGAGGAAGGGUGCAAGUACUCAGCCAGGAAUGUUUACCUGGGUCCAGACCUCAAGGGUCUUGGUUCUGGGAAUACUGACUGGCCGAUCAGCAUCGUGCUUCCAGAGAUCGAGGAUUUUCCCACCACAUCCGAACGGAACAAAGUCCUGGCGGCCAAGCUUGCCGAAGACUACGAUGAGAAAACCCCCAAGGACGUAGUAGCUUCGCGCAAUUGGUUCGGACGCUGUGUGUUCGAUGCGGAUAAUAACGUCUGCGACCAUCAAACUGUAACCAUCACUUGGGAAGAUGCCACGACGGGAACUGCAGAAGCACCCAAGCAAUCCAAAUCAGCCACACUGCACAUGGUCGCGCACACGAAGAAGAUAUGUGAGAGGUAUACGCAUAUUUAUGGCGUCGACGGCGAAGUCUACGCCGACUCUCGUACAAUCACCAUCGAUGACUUCAACACGGGCGCCACUCACUCAUAUCAUCCGACUAUUGAAGAUGCCGGCCAUGGUGGUGGUGACAAGGGCCUUGCGCGGCAGUUCAUACUGGCGGUAGACCGAGUCAAGAACCACGGCUGGACAGCAGAGAGAGCUCAAAACGAGUUCAUUGGGUGCUCCCUCGAAGAGGUCAUUCGCUCGCAUGCUAUGGUAUUCGCGGCGGAAGAGGCGAGAACCGGGAAGAAGGUUGUCGAUUGGGAAGAAUGGUGGUCGAGGAAGGUUACAAACAACGGCAGUGGGUGA